Patella vulgata (common limpet) is the source of this 1735-nucleotide messenger RNA. Its product is annotated as protein P54-like. The coding region runs from base 741 to 1715 and encodes 324 amino acids. The transcript has a single exon. The record is from RefSeq and is a predicted model, not a curated record. Gene Ontology annotation, biological process: protein homooligomerization. Lineage: Eukaryota; Metazoa; Mollusca; Gastropoda; Patellidae.
UGUUGUCAGCAUUUGUAAAUAAUAAUAAAAAUGAUUGGGAUGAUCACAUAUACUUACUCAUGUCAGCGUAUCUUUCUGCAGAACACGAAUCACUGGGUGUUUCUCCAUGUGAAAUGGUUUUCGGCCGCAACAUCCGUCUUCCAGUAGAUCUCAUUCUUGGAUCAGUGGAACCUACAAAUUUAAAAAUAAAGUCAGACUAUGCCUUUGACUUACAAAAUAAAAUAGAACGCAUACAUAGUUUUGCUAGAGGGCGUUUAAAACAAGCCACAGCAAACAUGAAAGUUGAUCACGAUAGAUCUAUUCAAUUGAAUCCUUACAAGGUCGGCAGUCCUGUAUGGUAUUAUAACCACAAAUACAAAGGUGGAGGUUCAAAAUUAAGGUGUCCAUGGAAGGGGUCCCUACCUAGUGACAAAAUGUCUUAAUGAUGUAGUCUAUAAGAUACAAAAAUCCCGAAAGACCCAACCUAAAGUGGUCCACCAUAAUCAUCUGAAACCUUAUACUGGAAAUAACAUACCCAAUUGGUUACAGAUGUUAUCAAAUAUCAAAUCUCUGUAUACAUUUAUUUACAGAACAUUCGUUAUGGGUGCAAACUGUGUGUUAAUGCAGAAUUCGCAAAAUACCAAUAUGCAGAAAGACACGUAACCUCUUGCCAUAGCAACUAUAGUUACCAAUGCUCCCACUGCUUAGGACUGGCAGCUAGAUCUGAUAUAAGACACCCAAGAUGCCCUGGAACAGCCAGAAUGAACGUUAUAAACAAGACAACCAUGACCUUUAAUCAAAAUGAUGAGGAAGAAUUUAAAACCUUCUGCGGAAGGAGAAGGGCCUUGAUUGUCACCCAAAGAUCCCUGCCUACAGACAAACAACUACAAGCCCCUUGCCGAAAACGUACGUUGCCAGAAAAGCCGUAUAAUGGGUCAAAGCAUCCAAAAAUAGCCAUUGACCAGCCAGCCCCACCCGCUCAUUCAAACAAGUAUUAUACCAAUCGAAAAACAAAAUUACCAGUCCCAGCAGUACCAAAGGUUACAUUUGAGAAGAUACCCGCUACAUUGGAGAAGACAUCAGUUUCAUCAGAGAAGACACCAGUUUCAUCAGAGAAGACACCAGUUUCAUCGGAGAAGACCCCAGUUUCAUCAGAGAAGACCCCAGUUUCAUCAGAGAAGACACCAGUUUCAUCAGAGAAGACACCAGUUUCCAUUAUUCAAAACCUUCAUCUCUCAUCCGUAUCGUCAUCAUCAUCAUCAUCAUCAUCAUCGUCAUCUGUAUCAAAAUCAAAUAAUAAUAAUAAUAAUAAUAGUAUAAGUAACGUAGCCAUCCCUGUGACUGUUUCCUUACACCCACACAGUAGCGAGGUAGCUGAACUCCACCCUCCUACUUAUAUCCCAACUGAUAGAGUAACAUUGAAACUUAAAUCAUUUCAAGCUGCCCAGGACCACCGCAUUGUAUUAAAUGUUGGUGGUACCUGUUUUUAUACCAGUGAACUUAUUAUAAGUAAAGACCCAUAUUGCAUUCUAGUGAAAAUGAUAACCCCUGAUUCACCUUUCCAACCUUACCGGCAAGAUGACAACUACAGAUACUAUUUUUUAGACCGUAGCCCUGAAUAUUUCCCCAUUGUCUUAGAAUAUCUUAGGAAUUUAAAUUCACCCAUAUCUUUUAUACACUUGUUGCCCGUCCAAAGUCUGAAACUCGCUGCUAUUAUGCAGGAAGCAAAAUUUUAGGAAUAAGAUGCCCUGUUAGA